Molecule: messenger RNA, 2073 nt
Organism: Ustilaginoidea virens
Lineage: Eukaryota; Fungi; Ascomycota; Sordariomycetes; Hypocreales; Clavicipitaceae
Exons: 1
Coding region: 1-2073 (690 amino acids)
Source: RefSeq, a predicted model, not a curated record
AUGUCCGAGUCGGCGUCUCCUUCUCCUAGUCCUAGUCCCUCUCCUCCGCCAGUUAGAGAACGACAGCGGGACCGCCCCAGAGAGCAGGAUAGAGAUCGUGACCGUGACCGCGACCGCGACCGCGAUCGGGCGAGAAACCGCGAUGCUUCGGUGCAGAGCAAACGCCUCAGCAUCACCGAGAGACUUCGCGGCACCUUUAUCCAGGCUCGCAAGGAGACAUCGGCCGCCGUGCAGCGGCGCGCAUCAGCCUCCUCUUCAGCUGCCAAACAGUCUCCCUUGCCGCGUAUUCGAGAAUGGCUCGACACCUGCACCGCUGAGCAUGGCCUUCACUGCACCAGUGGCGACGGGCCCGAUGCCGCGACAUGGCGCCCACUCCGUCUCAUCGACUGUGUUGACCGCCUCUUGGUUCGCGCAAAGCCCACCGACGGCUACACCGCCCUCAGCUACGUCUGGGGCUCGUCAAAUCCCCGACAGGGCGGUCCCCAAGAUCAUGCGCAGCUCUUGACGACAAACAUCGAUGCGUAUCAGCUGAGUCUGCCGGACAAGCAUGUCCCGCAGACUAUCCUCGACGCCAUGUGGCUAUCUAAAAAACUCGGCAUACGACACAUGUGGGUGGAUAGGCUUUGCAUCCUUCAAGAUGAUGAGCAAGACAAGGCGGAGCACGUCGACAACGUGGCAUUUGUCUUUGCCAAUGCCUCCUUGACCAUUGUUGCCGCGUAUGGAGAUGCUCAUACGGGUAUCCUUCCGCUGGACCCGCGCCGGCCCGCUCGCACCCCGAAGCAAGCAAGCACGGAUCACGCCGACCAGCUCCUGUCGUCCACGUGGAUGACGAGAGGUUGGACUCUCCAGGAGCUGACCUAUUCGCGCCGCGGGGUAUUCUUCUUCGAGGACACAUUGACGUGGCAAUGUCAUUGCGACGUGUGGCAGUGCAGUACCACGAGCGUGGUGAAGAUGCUUCGGGGGAAAAAGCCAGCUUGCACACGUCGUCUGGCAGAGGCUGCACUGGCGUUUCAGCACGCUCCGUGGCCCGACUUGGACGAAUAUGCCCGUCUGGUCAUGGACUACAGCGCGAGACGGGUGACGACGGUAGACGACACGCUCAGGGCCUUUGCCGGCAUAACCAACGUCUUGUCCCGCGUUUUUCCAGGAGGGUUUGCCUAUGGCCUGCCGCUCAUGUUCAUUGACGCCGCCCUGCUGUGGAGGCCCCAGGCGACUGUCCGAAGGCGAGCGCUCUCGCGACCGCCGUUUCUCCCUUCGUGGUCGUGGAUGGGGUGGUGGUUCGAUGGAAUCCCCGUCGACCUUACCUUGUGGAGAGCGGCUGCUGACUACGUGGAGGAGGCGCAGCCUGCCAGCCGCGGUCAGGAAUCCAAACGGUUUCAACCUACCCACCCAUUCAGGAUCAAGGCCACGUGCACCUGGAGUCUCUCUGACCGGGCCAACAGCAUGCCCAUCAAGAACAACGGACUCGAGUGGCGCGAGUUUCGUUCACGCCGAGCGUCGAGCCUCGCGAUGCCCCCGGGCUGGUCCAAGUCCGGAGCUCAUUUCAGGCACGACAGCGACGACGACACCUGGUUCAAGUAUCCGGUACCUGUCCGAGGUGCCCCCGUAAAUGGGGCAUACGAGUCGCGUGCAACCGAGCUCACAAUGCCCGGUCCGUUGCUCUUCUUCAAAACGACGGCAGGGUACUUUGACGUCGAUUACGCCAUCUCCAUGGUCCCCAAGGACAAAGCCAACCCCCCCAUUGCCGUGGGCAACAUCUGGGGCAGGUCGAACCGGUGGAUCGGCGAGUUCAGAGCUCAUGACGGCUGGCUGGGCAUCCAAUCGUCCAACUAUGACGGCGGCGAAAAGCUGGAGUUUAUUGCCAUCUCCAGUGCGAUGGAGCGCAAGGGGUCGUACGUCUACCCGAUGGACAGGUUCGCGGAGAACAUGGAUGAGGAUGGCGUAGUCCAUUUCGUCAACGUCUUGUGGAUUGAGCGAAUUUCCGGCGUGGCGUAUAGGAGAGGGAUUGGGCAUAUCCUGCAGAAGGCGUGGAACGCCCAUGCGAGAGAUGAGGUGGACGUUUAUCUUGGAUAA